Messenger RNA from Anthostomella pinea, 1779 nucleotides. The record is from the annotation of a GenBank genome assembly. Lineage: Eukaryota; Fungi; Ascomycota; Sordariomycetes; Xylariales; Xylariaceae.
AUGCCGCCUCAGCCCCUACUAGCCCAAACCGCACCGUCGCGGUCCGAUGAAGCGCAGUCGGAUGACUCGUCAUUAACGGCUAGGGAGGAUGUCAUGUCUACCACUGAAGAGACGCCGCUGCUGCUGCCGGGGUCAGGGGAUGCCGACGGCGACGACCUCGACACGGCCAAGCAGACGGUCACGCGCGGACGGGCUGUGGCGAUCAUGCUGAGUGUUUAUGUGCUUAUCUUUCUGCAAGCCUCCAACAUGAGCGGCAUAACCAUGGCGCAGUCCAUAAUAGCGGCCGACCUCGACGCCUACGAGAACGCCAUGUGGUUCACGACGUCGUUCCUGGUGGCGCUGUCGUCGACGGCGCCGCUCUUCGGCAAGCUGGCGUCGGUGUUCCCGCCGCGCGCCAUGGUGCUGGUCGCGGCGCUGCUGUUUGGGGUCGGGUGUUUGAUCACGUCGCAGGCGCGCUCUUUUGGGGUGUUUAUCGCAGGAAGGGUCGUCACGGGCAUGGGUGGUGGCGGCACGAUGGUGCUGGCGCUGAUCCUGGUGCUGGAGCUUACUACGAAGAGGAAUCGGGGGGUUUUUGUUGGGCUUGUUAAUGCUGGUUUCACUACGGGUGUUUCAUUGGGCGCAGUCUUCUUCGGUGGUUUGAUAGAGACCACCGGUUGGCGAGCUCUGUUCUGGAUCCAGGUUCCUCUGAGUCUGGUGGCAGGUCUCGGUGUUUUCUUCAGUAUCCCGGGUUCCAUGACAUCCGGUCAGGGCUCCAAGGUUACUUCAACUCUGGGCACCAAACUCAAGCGCAUCGACUAUCUCGGCGCGCUGCUUCUGACCGCCACCGUGGUGCUCUUCCUGUUCGGCCUCUCCGGGAAGAUCCAGCCUAUCCCCCUCGGCGUGUCUCUGGGGACAGUGAUCCUCUUCGUCCUGACGGAGAGAUAUGUGGCAGCGGAUCCCAUUGUUCCUCUCUCCGUACUUCUGAACCGCGGAGCUUUGCUGUCUUGUGUGGCUCAGCUUGGCUUCAUGGCCGCCCGGUGGACGGUGCUGUUCUACGCCCCGAUCACGGCGCUGGCCGUCAUGGGCUUUCCCCUGGCGGCGAGUGGCAGUAUUCUCAUUCCUACUAACCUGGGAUUCGGCCUUGGUGGACUGCUUGUUGGUUGGCUGCACAUCCGCCGCGCAGGAAGCUUCUGGGCACCCAGCCUCAUCUGCUUCGGCCUCUUCGGCGCGAGCCUGCUGGCUCUCUCCUUCGCCUCCACUCCCGAAACCCCGCUCGCCCUGUACGUAACCAUCGUCUUUGUCAAUGGCCUCUUCACGGGCGCGGCGCUCAACUACACGCUGGCGCACGUGCUGCACCUGACGCCGCCGGACACGCACUACGUGGCCACGAGCCUGCUCGGCACGUUCCGCGGCUUCGCGGGGAGCUUUGGUAGUGCUAUCGGCGGCGGCAUCUUUGCGCGCACGCUGCGCGGCAGUUUGGAGGAUGGGCUUAGGGCCAUUGAUGGUGAUGGUAGUGGUGGUGGUAAUGGGGAGCUGGGGAGGGAACGUCGGGAGCUGGUACGGAAGCUGGUUGGGAGUCCCACGCUGGUGUAUAAUGGUGGGCUAGAGGAGGAUGUGCGGGCCGUCGCGGUAAGGGGCUAUGUUGAUGCCUUGAGGACCCUGUUUCAGGCGGCUGUCGUGCUGACGGUUGUUGUGCUGGUCAUCCAGGCUGCGACGGGGUGGAAGGGGCCGGGGGAUAAGGUGGUGGAUCGGGAGGAGGGCGCGGAUGGUGUGGAUCGGGACGGGGAGGGUGAGGAUUGA